AUGGGUAAUCCACUGCAAAUUGUGUAUGGCUUCUUCGACACAGGAAGUAGUUUGUCAUGGUUCAAAUGCAAUCAACCUACAGAAAAAGCGGGAUUCUAUUACUUUAACCAAACACAAUCAGCUAGCUAUCGUAUUGUAAGAUGUAGUGACCAGCAAAAGUGUAACACUAAAAAACAGUAUAUCAAAGGUUGCGAUAAAACAGAUGGGUGUAUAUUUGAUAUUACGUAUUCAGGUGGAGAUUGGGCUACCGGAUAUCUUUGUGCAAACAACAAUGAGUACUCUCUCCCAAGACAACUUAACGCAGAUGACCCCAAGUUUUCAUACUGCAUAUCUAGUGACCUAAGUCAAAUCAAUGUCCUCUUAUUUGGUCCUGAAUCAAGGAUCCAAGGCCAACCUGUGAAAAUGUUCAGAAACUUCAACAAUGAUAAUUAUUUCAUUGAACUCCUUGCCAUCACAGUGAAUAAUGAGAGGUUAGAUGUGCCACCAUCAGUAUUCCAGAUGUCGGAUUCCGGGACAAGAGGCUUCAUCAUAGACUCAGGCACCACCUCAACUUGGUUAACCUCGGUGGCUUUCGAGGCCAUGAAGAAGAAGAUGGUGCAAUUGUUUGGUCCUCCGGUCCAGUACAAAUAUUUUGAGAUUUGUUAUGAAAGUCGAAAGUUUGUAGAUGGGAGGCCGCCUGUCAUACGAUUUGAGUUCGAGAAUUAUUUGUUAGAGAUUGAGGAGAGUAAUAUAUGGUAUAAGAUACCCAGUUCCACCUUGCAAUGUUUGAUAAUACUUAACAGACAGAACAACACCAUAUCCAUACUUGGAAAUCAACCACUUCUUGAUUUUAACGUUGGGUAUGAUCCUAAUAAGGGACUCUUGCAUUUUGAUAAGAUCAAGUGCCCUACUCCUUUUUAA
Messenger RNA from Chenopodium quinoa (quinoa), 900 nucleotides. RefSeq names its product aspartyl protease family protein At5g10770-like. The record is from RefSeq and is a predicted model, not a curated record. The coding region runs from base 1 to 900 and encodes 299 amino acids. Gene Ontology annotation, biological process: proteolysis. Gene Ontology annotation, molecular function: aspartic-type endopeptidase activity. Gene Ontology annotation, cellular component: extracellular region. The transcript is spliced from 2 exons. NCBI's taxonomy places the organism in Eukaryota, Viridiplantae, Streptophyta, Magnoliopsida, Caryophyllales, Amaranthaceae.